AUGAGGUGUCUUAUUCUUCUUUUAGUGGUCGCGACGGCGAGUUCGAAAGAAUUCUUUUUUCCCGGCCAUGUAUUUUCCAGAACUCCACUGGGUGAUCGGAUAGACAAAGCGUCUGUGAAAAUGCUCAAGGAGACUUAUCUAUCAGCCACAGACUCCAAUGUAAUCACGUCGCCACUAGGAGCAUUGCUGCUUCUGUCAAUGUAUUCUUCUGGUGUCCAGGGUAAGAGCAGAGAGGAAAUCAUGCAGUUUCUCGGUUCAGCUGAAUACAAUGAGCUAUUCGAUUCGUAUAGCCACUUAAGUAGAAGAUUUGCUUCAAUGGGUCGGAGUUAUCUCACUCUCGCCAACAAAGUGUAUGUGGCUAAAGGAUACACGCUGGCCGACGAUUUCAUUAGCACAGCCCUUUCUUACAACAGCGAAGUAGAUGGAAUCGACUUUCAAGAUUUGAAGACAGCCGCUCAAAUUAUUAAUCAAUGGGCCGAGAAAAAGUCGAAGGGCCAUAUUAAAGAUCCCGUAUCAGAAAAUCUUUUAGACAAAUCAGCAGUGGCUGCGCUCUUCAACGUCAUAUUCUUUCAGGGUCACUGGCAUGUUCCUUUCCAAGCGAAAAAAACUGAGGAGAAAGAAUUCCACGUAAAUGGUUCACUGGUCGUCAAGAAACCUAUGAUGCACUUACGGGAUUUCCUCUUCUACAAUGAGGACAACUCAAUAGGUGCUAAGAUGAUCGAAUUGCCAUAUCAAGAACACGGUUUUCGUAUGGUCGUGAUUCUGCCUAACGAAUUGGACGGUCUAUCCUCAGUCCUGGAAAAAGUUGCCGAGAAGGGUCUUUUAGACGACGUGUUCGCUUUAAGCCCAGCCGGAAGGAUAAUCAACUUGUACUUGCCCAAAUUCGAAAUUAAGAGUAAGCUGGACUUCACUCAGAUAUUGCCUAAGCUGGGUGUGAGCGGAAUAUUCAGUGAUGGAGCUCCGGGAAUCGUAAAGGAGCGGGAAGUUAUCGUCUCGAAAUUUUUCCAAGAGGCCAUUGUAAAGGUCGACGAAGAAGGUGCUACUGCGGGGGCAUUUACUGGAGCCGUUCCAAUACCAAUGUCUUUAAAUUCUAAGCCACCACAACCUAUUGACUUUAUAGUUGACCAUCCUUUCUUGUUUGCUAUUCUACAUGAAGAUGUGAUACUCUUUACUGGUAUCUAUACUCAUUAA
Molecule: messenger RNA, 1191 nt
Organism: Parnassius apollo (apollo)
Lineage: Eukaryota; Metazoa; Arthropoda; Insecta; Lepidoptera; Papilionidae
Source: the annotation of a GenBank genome assembly